Molecule: messenger RNA, 1565 nt
Organism: Cladophialophora immunda
Lineage: Eukaryota; Fungi; Ascomycota; Eurotiomycetes; Chaetothyriales; Herpotrichiellaceae
Exons: 1
Coding region: 136-966 (276 amino acids)
Biological process (GO): TOR signaling
Cellular component (GO): cytosol
Source: RefSeq, a predicted model, not a curated record
AGACGUUUCUGCGAUUUGCUCUCAUCGCACUUUGCUCGACACCGAAGACCAAAUCACUUUUCCCAUUCGGACAUCCACCUCUUUCAAGGGGUCUUUGGCAGGGCUCCAGGUGACGUCGCAAUUGACGCAGUCACCAUGGCAGUCAACGGUCAUCGGCCACCUGAUGGCUUCAACACAACGUUUCCCUCGCCCUCUGCUGCUCCACCACGGUCGUUCUCAAUCGAAGGGUUCCGCAUCACGACCCAGAAGUUGCCCAUCUUGAAGGCCGGCCCUAUCGAAGAGAUGACGAACAAGCUGGGGAUAGCUCCACCUGAAAUGAUCUUUGGCGAUAACUUCGUGGCUAUUGAACACGCACCCUCGCACUGGGGAAUCAAAUUUGAUGCCUUUGGGGCACUAGAUCGAGUUGACAAGACAGGGGAGAGGCGGCUGAAGGUCGCCUACUCCCGAGAAUGGCAACAAAGCAGAGAAGACGCGCAUGACAUCAAAGAAGUUAUCAAACCAUUCGACUGGUCCUAUACCACUGACUAUAAAGGUGAUCUUGCGGAGGGGAGCCCCGAUUUCCAUACCGCCACUGAAGCCAUCCCUCUCGAGCUAUUAAGACGACCAGAUCCCAUUCUGUUCUUCGAUGACGUGAUCCUGUACGAGGACGAGCUUGCUGAUAAUGGCAUUGCCAUGCUGUCGUGCAAGAUCCGCGUCAUGCCUGGGCGCCUACUCCUCCUCUGCCGGUUCUUCAUGAGGCUGGACAAUGUGUUGGUCAGACUGCGCGAUACCCGGCUAUACAUCGACUUCGGGAAGAAGGAGGCAAUCAGAGAAUACAUCGCAAAGGAGGAAGCGUAUGACAAGGUUCGCGAUGAAUUGGCGAACAGGAGGGAUGAUGUGACCGCAGUGCUACGAGAUGCAAAUCAAAUGGGCGAUAUCUUACCCGUCGUCGAAAAGACUCUUGAACGAGUCCAACUGAGAACGUAAGGGAGCCGCCGACACGCGAAUCCAUAAAUGAACGGGACAAUCCCCAUCUAUGUGCGAUCGAAAAUGCAGGUUUUGGGUUGCUGAGGAAGCGAUGAUCCUUGGUCCAUUCAGGAAACCACCGGCUCAGUGGGGAUGUCGCGCAGGACAAUAGAGAGACGAGGUGCCCGGAACCCACGUUGUGGUCAUUGUGGUUCCACUGGACGGGAGCCUACAAGUAUUCAUCAACAUCCCAGUCGCAGCCCGGGUUUUGUCAGUCCAAAUAAAAAGGGUGCAGCUCUGCAAAAGUGGAACCACGUCUGUGAUGGUACCUAGGAAGGACGGGCAAAUGGCCCUUCCUGACGCUACCUAUACACUAGCAUGGCCGCGAUGACCGGGAUGCGGUUCCUUGCGAACGAGGAAAGGCAGCGCGGGCAGGGAUGUAUCGAAGCGGUCGACUGUGCCCGGGCAUAAAGGACAUACUUUGCCAGGAUUCAUGCAAGGCUGCAUGUAGCCACAUCAAUGUACCGAGUACGAUAUGGAGCAUCAGCCCCAGCACCUGGCUUCUGUCGGGGUUUAAAUCCGAGUGCCUUUCCGUGGUCCCUGCAUCCUCCUUGUAUUUG